Tuber melanosporum (Perigord truffle) is the source of this 2981-nucleotide messenger RNA. RefSeq lists its product as uncharacterized. NCBI's taxonomy places the organism in Eukaryota, Fungi, Ascomycota, Pezizomycetes, Pezizales, Tuberaceae. Gene Ontology annotation, molecular function: nucleic acid binding. Bases 70 to 2685 code for a protein of 871 amino acids. The record is from RefSeq and is a predicted model, not a curated record. The transcript has 3 exons.
CGUCCCUCCAUUGAGUUUAAACUUGCCACCCAAUCGAACCCUUCUCCCACGCAUUUACCGUGAACAAUCAUGGGGAACGGUCGAGGACGCGGAAGGGGCGGAAGGGGCGGAAGAAGCAGUUAUCCCACCAGAGGCCAUCGGGGUCGGUCUCGGGGCGGUGGAUAUCAAGGUGGCGGAUCUUCUGUGCUGGAUAGCGGAUAUCAGGGUUUCGCAAGCAAUAGCUAUUAUGGCUAUGCCAACCAACCCUCUCAUAUACCAGCAGUUGUGAGCGACGGUGGUUCUUUCGGGAAUAUCAGUCAUGGCUUUCAUGGUCUUCGUAGUUCCCAAGAUGCGCCAUAUACACUUGUGGAUGAAGCACAGAAUACGGGACACCACCUCAGGGAUUGGGGGAGCACUUCCGCGCUUCGCCACUCGGCUGUCAAGUUUGUUCCGUCCUCUACAGGCAAUUUAGUCCUGACGGACCUGUUCAAACCAUUGAAUCUCGCUGUCAGCCCGGAAAAGCAGGAGGAAAACACUUCUGAUGGCGGUGUAGAAAAAAAUACCUCUCCAGAUCUCGACCCAUCCGUCACAUCCGCGAAUAUGGAUAAGCUUCAAGAAGAUUUAUCUCAAAUUGUUAAAAUGUCUAGAUUGAAGCUCAGCAACACGAGGACCCACACCCGUGCCGAACAAGAUUUGGUUACUGGAACGGCCUCGGUAACUCCUGGAUUUGUGAUUGAUCUUACCGGGGACCCUAGCCUAUCACCUAAGCAAGAAGUUCCUGGCCGUGUAGAUUCACCUACUCUAUCUACUUCUUCUAGUGAAGAGAUUGUUUUUGUUCCGCGAAGAAAUCGUGGUGAUACUGCUGCGAAGGCAUCCGCUAGAGUGACCUCUGGACCUCCAGGAGGACAACAACCGAAGGAGCAGGUGGCUCAUAUUAAGGCCUCAGAGACCGUCGCGCAACUGACGCCAAUAGACAGGCCAGAUAUCCGGACGGACCCGACAACUAGGUUUCAGUUUGGGGUGAAAGCAAGCGUUGCUGUUGCGGAUUCCGUUCACAAACCUCCCCUGUGUCUUGCAGAGGUGUCGAGUGACACGGAAGGUCCUGUGGAAGUAUUGUGUGUGGUUGGGAAUGAAAGGGCUGAGAGGUCAAUAUCCGGUAAGAGAAAAGGGAAAGGCGCGGGUCGAAAAAGGAAGGACAAUGACGAAGACGAUGAAGCCCUCAGAGACUAUCAGGAAAAUGUUUUGGCGCAAAUGCUUGCUGAGAGGGCAGAGGAAGCGGGCGAGAGUUCUAAUACGAUUCGUACUGGAAAUCUUGCUGAUGAGAAUGAUUGGCUCGACGCAACGGAUUUGGAUGAGAAGGCGGAGGGUGAGGCUGUCAUUGACGAGUACAAGAGAGAGCUAUGGGAACCAGAAUAUCUUCAGGACCUGGACCUUCUUGACACGGCGAGCGAAGGGCCUCACGGUAUUGUCAAAGCAGUCCUCGGGAAGAGACAACGCCCCAGUGGUUUACAAUACAUGGUUAUAUGGCAGAACGAUGAAACAGAAACCCCAAAGUGGGUAUUGGCGGAAAAAUUAGAUUCGAGUUCAGAUCACAAGAUUAAAGAAUUUCUCGUUCUUGAAGAGAAGAAUCUUGUAGAAGAAUUUUCAUCCUCUGAUGACAGUGACGACGAGGAGGAUGAUGAAGACCUUAAGCUUGCUAGAUUGCUUCAGAGAAAAGAGGAGUUAGGCAUUGUAGAUGGUUCUGAUCUUGAUAGUCUCGAUGCUGAAAUCAUGGAGCUCGAUGCCGACUUCUUUCCUUUGGGUAAAACAGGGAAGAAAAAGACAAAGAGGCGCAGAAGGGGUAAUGAUAUCGACCCAGAAGACUUUGUGCCCGACCCUAGCACUGGCCAUUUCCCCUCCGCCUCAUGGAUGGCAGACUCUUAUGAGGGUUUCGACGUCAUGGAAUGGGACAGGCCCAGUUUAGCAAAACGCAAGGGCAAAGGAAAGCAGCACUCGCUUAACCCGUUUGAUUCCGAGCAAGAGGAGGCGCUGCGGGCAACUUGGGUAAAAGACCGUGAGAGGAAGAAGGUGCGCAAGCAGGAACGAGAGGCACGCAGGGCAGAGGGAAUGCUUGGCAAAAAGGCACAGAAGGCCGGCAAACGUGACUCAAAUGCUAAAUUUCCAGAAGGGAUCACGAUGGAGGAGUUGAAGUGCAAAAUUCAGACCUUCUUGGAGAAUGAUAUUCAAUGCCUAACCCUUCCACCUAUGGACAAGAAGAGCCGCAAGACUGUCCACCAUAUUGCGAUGGCAUUCAACCUAAGAUCGAAGUCGUUUGGUUCGGGUAAGACCCGUUUUCCAACUUUGACCAAAACCUCCGACCCGGCCAUCUACAAGGAGGACAGUGCGAGGGUUGCUCAAAUUAUGGACGCCGGGGGGUUUCUUUCCCAUCCUGGCAUUGGUGGUGGACGGAGGGGAGGAGGGAAGAGGGGCGGUGGGCGUGGCGGUGGUAGCGCUGGGCGUGCUCGUGGAGCGGAGGGUGUUGUCCGCCACAGAGAGGGCGACAUCGUUGGCGCAGGGGCCGCAGAACUUGGUGAAGAUAACCGUGGCCGGAUAAUGCUCGAGAAGAUGGGAUACAAAGCGGGCAUGGCUCUGGGCGCUACUAAUAAUAAGGGAAUCGUUGUUCCGCUCGCUGCCGUUGUUAAGGUGGGGAAGGCCGGUCUUGGUUAAGUCCUGAUAGUGUGUUGCUAGAGGCGUAGUAUUUGUUUCCUUUCUAUCUUGAUACCCCCUACGGUUUCAAUUGGCAGAUCCCAACUUUCACGUUUCUGGGCUUUCUACGGGAUCUAUCUUGCUCUGGCUAUCGGAAAUCCACUGAAGAUUAGGCUUGUCUUGGGUAUUCAGAGUGAUGAAACCAAAAGUAUUUCCUUUGUGAGUAUUUGGAAUUCGGGCAGUUAGAAUUGCAGAUGGCGGAAUUUGUACUGUACAGUUCGGUGAGAUAUUUGAUCAUUGGUUGUGCAUUUUACGCC